Messenger RNA from Chrysochloris asiatica (Cape golden mole), 709 nucleotides. It is a transcript of the gene HEBP2, whose product is annotated as heme binding protein 2. The transcript has 4 exons. Lineage: Eukaryota; Metazoa; Chordata; Mammalia; Afrosoricida; Chrysochloridae. The record is from RefSeq and is a predicted model, not a curated record. Gene Ontology annotation, cellular component: cytoplasm. The coding region runs from base 1 to 615 and encodes 204 amino acids.
AUGUCGGCGCCGCUCAUGGCCGAUGGGCCCAAUCCUGACACCGGGGCCCGAGCCCUGGAGACGCCGGACUGGAAGGCCCCGGAGGACGUAGACCCCCAGCCCAAUAGUUACGAGAUCCGACACUAUGGACCAGCCAAGUGGGUCAGCACAUCCGUUGAAUCUAUGGACUGGGAUUCAGCCAUCCAGACUGGCUUUACAAAACUUCACAGCUACAUUGAAGGCAAGAAUGAGAGAGAGAUGAAAAUAAAGAUGACUGCUCCCAUGACAAGCUACGUGGAACCCGGUUCAGGCCCUUUCAGCCUGUCUACCGUUACCAUUUCCCUUUAUAUCCCCUCUGAACAGCAAUCCGAUCCGCCCAAGCCUUCAGAGUCAGAUGUCUUCAUUGAAGACAGAGCUGAAAUGACUGUGUUUGUACGGUCUUUCGAUGGCUCCUCUAGUGCCCAAAAGAAUCAAGAACAACUUUUGACAUUAGCAAACAUUUUGAGGGAAGAAGGAAAAGUUUUCAAUGAAAAAGUUUACUACACUGCAGGCUACAGCAGUCCUUUUGAAUCACUUAAUAGCAAUAAUGAAGUGUGGCUGAUUCAGAAAAAUGAACCCUCCAAAGAAAAUGAAUGAGAGAAUGAAGAAGAGUUCCAGUGCCUGGGGCAAACGUUCUGUUCAGUGUAAACACCCACGGUCCCUAUGAGUAAAGUGUGUGUCUAGGGUCUUC